GCUUGGUCGUCCAGCUCUGCAGGAUCGUGUUCGCCUGCCCGGACAGUGAAAUGCACCGAGCUUAUCAACCCAUUGUGCCGACCAGCAAUAAGUAUCUGCAGCUGAAAUGGGACAAGGACAAUUAUCAAAAGCAUAGAACAAAGGUGGAAAAUGCCACUGCUGUUGUAGAUACGAAAGGGCCUUGGACUCCUGCACAUAUUCAAGUCAAGUUAAAGAAACUACAGUUACAGGAAGAACGCUUGGCUGCCAUAACAAGAGACAAUCAGAUCCUUUCCUCCAAGUUAGCUGAUAUCAUGAGAUCCAAUGGGACAGUGGAGAACUGGAAUAACUACGUAGCUAAAAGUCUUAAUGCGGAGGAGCGCCACAGGAGGUUCGCGCAGAUAACGCACGAGAACCAAGCCCUUCUACAGCGCAUUGUGCACUGCGAGUCGGAGUACAAGCAGAGCAAGCUGAAGGAGGAAUGGGAGAGAGCGAAGAGGGUGCAAAAUAAUAUUGCCCGGUACCCGCGUGGGACGAAGACUGAGCAGAAAACUGGGAAGAAACUGCACCUGGGAGUCGCCAAGAAUAGCGAAACUGCCCGGUUCGAAUAAACUGGCAAGGACCAGGUGACGUCAGCGGCAUGGCAACCAAUAAAAGUAGGGCUUCAGGCUCCGCCCCCUUCUCACAUCGAUUGCGUGUCGAAAUCUAUCCCCAGGACUUUCCACGGAUAUCCUGACGUGUUUUCUAAUUGACAUCCUACAGAUACAUUUCCUCCUUCCACUUCCUUUCCAAGUUAUGUUAAAGGAGCUUCUAUCCAGAAGCAGAUUCACGUGGAUCAGCCAGUCAAUAGUCAGGUCGAAAGCAGAUGGGAAUCGGGUUUGUAACGCCCCUGGUUUUAACAUUCUCCAAAGGAGUUAUUGCCUGUUUUUGCACGGAGAAAGAUGGUUGAAUGAGGUGAUAUUGUACAUCGGAGUCACCAGAAUCUCUGUCCUCUACUAGUCUCCCUUCCACAAUAUUUUUCACAGCUCGGAGACCCUGAGUAAAAUCAUGCAAAGCUCAUCAGUAUUGCUGGUCUUUCCUGGCUUAUGAUCAACAGAACACAUACCUGUUAACAACAAGCCGUGACAAUAUUAAUUACGUUUCAAUUAAGCUACUUUUGUUUGAUUGACAUUAUUAUUGGUAUCUCCACGGGUGGCUAAUUUUCCAAUUACAUGAUAUUAUUGGCUGUUACCUUUGCCACUUCAAUCAAAAGCAGGAACAAUUUGAAAUGCCUCUCAGCCCUUGCAGCUGACUGACCAUAACCGACCAAGGUUAUGAAACACUAUUCCUUGAUUGCAGAUUUACCAAGGUUCCAGGUCCACAAUGAGCUUGAGUUUUAAAACUUGUUAUAAAAUCCUCCUUGUGCCCAUGACAUGAAUAAAGUUAUGGC
This is a messenger RNA of Mobula hypostoma (lesser devil ray), 1408 nucleotides long. RefSeq lists its product as uncharacterized. The record is from RefSeq and is a predicted model, not a curated record. NCBI's taxonomy places the organism in Eukaryota, Metazoa, Chordata, Chondrichthyes, Myliobatiformes, Myliobatidae. The transcript is spliced from 5 exons. The coding region runs from base 51 to 590 and encodes 179 amino acids.